Messenger RNA from Micropterus dolomieu (smallmouth bass), 4906 nucleotides. RefSeq names its product FYVE, RhoGEF and PH domain-containing protein 6-like. Gene Ontology annotation, molecular function: guanyl-nucleotide exchange factor activity; metal ion binding. NCBI's taxonomy places the organism in Eukaryota, Metazoa, Chordata, Actinopteri, Centrarchiformes, Centrarchidae. Gene Ontology annotation, cellular component: cytoplasm. Bases 202 to 4038 code for a protein of 1278 amino acids. The transcript has 21 exons. The record is from RefSeq and is a predicted model, not a curated record.
AGAUGGCUUCAGUGAGAAUCAACUGUGCGCCGAAGGAUCACGUGUUGCUCGGACAGACGCGGAGAAAAUGUAGAUGUUUGAUGACUGACAGAUAACUUACUUAAAGUCGACUUCUUGCAACGUAUCCGGACACACGGGACGGUCUGUGCUACCGCGUUGACUGAUAAAAAUUGGAACAACAGAAGCGAAGAGAGUAAAGCAAUGAUGAAGUCAGGAAUGCACAAGCCACCUGUGGCCCCAAAACCAAAGCUGAUCCAGCCGCAGAGGCCUGGGGUGUCUCCCUCAACCCCAAGAAGAGACGGUCUCUCACUCCCGUCUCCUGGCGCACAGAGGAGGAUUAAACCAGUACUGGCCCCCAAACCCUGCCUCUCUAAACUCACCACUGCUUUGGAGUCCAAACCACUUGCUUUAAAGAGCCUGCAUCAAACAUCUGUAACAGAAAUGCCGCAGAACAAAGGUCUUAUUAACUCCCAAAAUGGAAUACAGCAAGAGAACAAAAAGCCAGAAUGGGAUUAUAUUAUUCCUAUUUGUCUGUGUAGCCAUGAAAAGUGCAUGUGUAUGAGGAACACAUCAACAAACAAAGACAAAAUGGAGAAAGACUUGAAAACAUUGCAUAAGGAUAAAACUGUAGAAAACACAAAGUUUCUCCCUACAUUGCGAAGUACUUUGGAUAACAGCGGAGAGAAAACAGACAAUGCCGAGUGCCAAGUGAUGAACACUGCUUCCACCAAUACCCACCUCACAACCCAUAAACCUCUUCAAGAAACGUUUACUUUGGACAAAAAUCUCAACACAGACAUAAUUACCAGGACUGUUAGACCAUCCCUUCCUCACAGAACAUGGAGCGAUGAGGCAAAUGGUAACGUAAUAUCUCAGAGUGCACCUGGGCGAGGACCAAAGGAAGAUACUUUUGACUCAGAGCAAAUAUCUUGUGCACCCCAACCCAAACCAGUCCCAGCAGUCCCUAGGAAGCCCAUCCCUGUCCCUGUACCACGGAAACCCAGGGCGGCUGUGCUGGCCCGUCAGGAAAAGGUGGAGGAGGAGAGGGAAGAGAUUGUAAGCGAGAAAGGGAGGGAAAUGAACGUCAAAGAGGUGAAGGUGUCAUCAGAGGGGAAGGGCAGCUCAUCACCGUCUGUCAGUAUACCUGAACCAGUAUUUCUGUCUGUGAGAAAAGCUUGCGCUGGGCCAGCUCCUCCGCCCAAGAAAAAGCCUUUUCUGUCUGCACCUGACAACAAAGCACCAACCUCUGCUCCUCAGACAGUCCCAAAGGAUGUGGAGGAGGAAGACCUGGGUUGGGACAGCAGCAGCCAUGAGAUGGAAGUAUCGGUUGACAAGGAGGAUGAAGAGGUGGAGAAGGAGGAGGAAGGAACACAUGAUCAGGAGGCAGUCUACACUUGUAGUAGUUCGCUCAGUCAACUCAGCCAGCCUCCUGCCAUCACUGGGGCAGCAGAGGAUGAGGUUGUCAAGGUUUCUCAGAAGAAGCCCCAGAGACGCAGCUGCCCGAUGGCAUGGAUGCAGAAGAAGGAAUCCUCUGAGGAGAAAGAAGAGGGGGAAUUAGGAGAUAAUGGGAAAAGGCAGGACCUUCCUAUACAAAAUGGUGUUUUGAAGGAAAGAGUGAAGAGGGAGCUGCCUUUGCCUCCAGACAAUAAAGCAAGCAGAAACCUCUUAACAGCUGAAACCACCAAGCAUUCUCGGUCCAGUCGGAGUAAACAGAGGGCCAAGUCUUUCUCUGGUGCUGACCUCAUUCGCUCUGAGGGACAGAAGAGGAACUCUUUCCGGAAACUUCUGGACUUGAAGCUCUCGGUGAAGAAGUUUCCCAAGCUGACAGUAAAAGAAGGCCAGAGCCCAGACGACGCUGCAAAUGACAAUGAACAAAGUGUGGACAGGGACCAGGAAGGAUGUCAGAACUUCCACGAGCUUCUGCAGCCUGAACGCAAAUUAUCCUGCCCGCUGAUUGGAGUAGAGCAAAGCGUGGACGGAGAUGAGUUUUCUCCUGAAACAGAAUACGCAUGUUACUAUGAGAACUUCCCUAACUACGAAGAGAUACCAGACUACAUGAAUGUGCAUGUGGGAAGUGCAGUGACCUCGCCUCGGACCUCCUUCUCGCAGCCUGCUGCCUGGCAGAUCUCAAUGUAUAAUGAUGAGGGCAUUUAUGAGGAGCAGGAACCAUAUAUGUCCCUCGAGAGAAGCACUGGCAUGACAUGUCAGACCCCAACAGAAUAUGAGAGCUCUGUUGAUGAGGAGGUGGCACCCCUGGAAGAUGGCCCUGUGGAUGAUGACAUCUUGCCCAAUACCUCAGAUGAGGAGGGCGAGGAUGAUAGCAGCUCUAACUCCAGUAAAGGAGUCCCUGAACAGCCAGAUGAGAGUACGACACAGGGUGGACAGAGGAAGAGCAAGAUUCACCACAUUGCCACAGAAAUUAUGACCUCUGAGAGAGUGUUUGUUGGUGUCCUGAAGUUGCUUCAUGUUGACUUCCGUGAAGCAGUGUCCAAAGCUUCUCGUCAGAGUGGGAAGCCUGUGAUUGAGGAGCGAUUUCUCAACCAGAUCCUAUACUACCUGCCACAGCUCUACGAACUCAACCAAGACCUGCUCAAGGAGCUGCAGCAGAGAGUGGCCAAGUGGGAUGAGAAAGCCCAGCUAGCAGACAUUUUCCUGAAGAAAGGGCCUUAUCUGAAGAUGUACUCUACAUACAUCCGUGAGUUUGACAAGAAUGUGACUCUACUUGAAGAGCAGAGUAAGAAGAACCUAGCAUUCAGCACAGUGGUACGGGAAUUUGAGGCCAGUCCACGCUGUGCCAACUUGGCUCUGAAGCAUUACCUCCUAAAGCCUAUUCAGAGGAUUCCUCAGUAUCAGCUGUUGCUCACAGACUAUCUAAAAAACCUGUCUGAAGACUCAGACGACUACAAGGACACACAAGAUGCCCUUGCAAUUGUGAAAGAGGUGGCCAAUCAUGCCAACGAUAUCAUGAAACAAGGGGAUAACUUCCAGAAGCUGAUCCAGGUGCAGUGCAGUCUAAACGGCCACCAUGAGAUAGUCCAACCUGGACGGAUCUUCCUGAAAGAGGGUGUCCUGAAGAAGCUGUCCAGGAAGGUCAUGCAGCCCAGAAUGUUCUUCCUGUUUAACGACACAUUGCUGUACACCACCCCUGUUCAGUCAGGCCAGUACAAGUUCAACAACAUGUUGUCUCUGGCUGGGAUGAAGGUUAGCAAACCAAGGCAAGAGGCCAUUCAGAAUGAGCUGAACAUUGAGAGCGUGGAGCGCUCCUUCAUUCUCUCAGCGAGUUCGGCCACAGAGCGAGAUGAAUGGCUUGAGGCCAUUUCCACGGCGAUCAGUGACUACACCAGGAAGAAGAUCAGUUUUAUAUCUGGCAAGCCUCCAGAAGAGGUAGAGUGGAAGGAUUUUGGUGAUGGUGUGCCUUUGGGAUCCAAAGCACCUAUAUGGAUCCCUGACCCACGUACCACCAUGUGUAUGAUCUGCACCUGUGAGUUUACCCUAACAUGGAGGCGACACCACUGCCGUGCAUGCGGAAAGGUGGUAUGCCAGGCCUGCUCCUCCAACAAACACUGUCUUGAAUACCUAAAGAACCAGUUAGCACGAGUCUGUGACCAGUGUUUUGUUGUUCUUCAGCAGCAGAAAUGUGAACAAGCUCUAUCAGCAAUUGUGUCUCCUGGAACCAGAGCGACUUUUGCUUUUUCCAGGAAGCAGAAGAAGAUACCUGCAGCCCUCAAAGAGGUGUCAGCCAACACAGACAACUCCUCCAUGAGCGGGUAUUUGCAGAGGUCAAAGGUCAAUAAGAAGCAGGGGAAGAGGCUAUGGUUUGUCAUCAAAGACAAGGUCUUGUACACGUAUGCUGCAAGUGAGGAUGUUGCAGCCUUGGAGAGUCAGCCCCUGUUAGGGUUUAUGCUGAAAGUUGAUUCAUCACAGAAGUUACAGUUUAAGCUUUACCACAAAAACACGCUUUACUACAUUUUUAAAGCUGAUGAUGUCCAAACAGCACAGAGAUGGAUCGACUCAUUCAAAGAAGCCACGGUGCUUUAAUAUCAGCUCACAGUGUAUGUUGCUGUUUAACAUACUUUGUUGUUCUUGCCUGAAAAAUGUUUUACCUCAAUGCUAUCUGAAUUCUGCAAAAAGAAUCUGGAGACACCAUAUUGCGUUAAAAUCGAAAUAUUUAAUUGCUUUAUCAGACAUACUGUACUUAUCUUUUACAUUGUUUAAAGAGCACUCCUGUGGAGAUGGCAAGUACCCAUGUCAUGUUAGUACAUUAACAUGAAUUGUUUCCAUCAGGAUUUUUGCAGAUUUGGCUACAAAUUUAGAAUCAUGCCACAAUCAUCUUUAGCUAUUAGACACUUAGCCUUUGAUUGUAACACAUUUUAAUUACAUUUUAUUGUAUCUGCUUGGAUCUCUGUGGCAUAGAUUUGGAAAUAAAACUCAGUGUCAAUACAUUUAUAAUGAAUACUUGCAUAACAUGAUCCACAUUUACCAAAUAAUCUUUAGAGCUCAAAACAAUCGCAUAGGUGUUCUCACAUAGGUGUUCUUGUUGCUUGGGAAUAAUUACUUUAUUUCACAUAGAAGCUCACUGUUAACACACAUUGCACACUCUUUAUACUUGUUUAAGAACCUCUCACAUUACAUUAUCAAAGGUUUUUGUAACUAUGUGUAUGAGUAAUGGUUCAUUCACUGUUUGGACAUAAAUGUACAAUAAUGUGUAUUGCACUUACAUAACUCAAUUGCUGUACAGAUCAUAUCCCUAUCACACACACACACACAUACAUAUAUAUAUAUAUAUAUAUAUAUUUUACACACACACUGUAAAUAUAGCAGAUUGUAAAUUAAAUGUAUCGAAAUUUCCAUGAAUCACUUAUUGUUUUAAUUCUGUCACUGUAAUAAAUUGUCCUGUUUUACUGUG